CACCAAUGUUGUCUUCCGCUGCUUUAAUUCACGUGGAGGAACCGCAGCGUGAGUGUUCGUGUUUCUGGCAGGGACACGAAGAAAGACAGAAAAAUGACGCAGUUAGACGGUGUAGUAAAACCCAAGACAAAGCGCUCCAAGCGCUUCUUGGAGAGCAGAGCGCCCAAGCUGACUGAGGAUGUUAAGACUGCCAUGAUUAUGAAAGGAGGGAACACCAGUCAAACCAUCACACAGGCCCUCAAGGACAUCUAUUCCCUGAAGAAGCCAAAUGCUGUGCUGUACAAGAAGAAGAACAUAGCGCGGCCGUUUGAGGACUCCACAUCACUGGAAUUUUUCUCCAAGAAGACAGACUGCUCUCUGUUUCUGUUUGGCUCUCACAACAAGAAACGUCCCAACAACCUCAUAUUUGGUCGUCUUUUUGACUUCCAUGUGCUGGAUAUGAUUGAACUUGGAGUAGAGAAGUACGUCUCUCUGAGUGACAUCAAGACCAGCAAAUGUCCUGAGGGGACCAAACCAAUGCUGGUGUUUGCAGGGGAGGCUUUUGAUACGGACAAUGAACACAAACGUCUGAAGAGUCUGCUCACAGACUUCUUCAGAGGCCCCACAGUGUCUGCGGUGCGUCUGGCAGGUUUAGAACAUGUUCUGCACUUCACAGCCCUGGAUGGGAAAAUCUACAUGCGCAGCUACAGGUGUCUGUUGAAGAAGUCUGGGUGCCGCACGCCACGGAUAGAGCUUGAAGAGAUCGGGCCGUCAUUUGACUUGGUCCUAAGAAGAACACAUCUGGCUUCAGAUGACUUGUACAAGUUAGCUCACAGACAGCCCAAAGCUCUGAAGCCCAAGAAGAAGAAGAACAUCUCCCAUGAUGUCUUUGGCACCAAGUUCGGCCGCGUGCACAUGCAGAAGCAGGAUCUGUCCAAGCUGCAAACACGUAAGAUGAAGGGCCUGAGGAAGAGGAAGGGAGAGGUGGUCGCUGAAGACCAGGAUGGACAGGCACCCAAAGUGGCUAAAGUGGAGAGCUGAGGUCACUCUCACCAGCUGUACAUACAGAAGAAUGUCCUGUACCUGUCAGUGUCCAUCACUGUGGUGCAGUCACUUUAUUUCAAAGACUGAGCACGUGCUCAUCAUUGCCACAUUUUACUGCGAGGGCAAAGAGGACACAGAUCUGUUAUUCCUGCCUCUUUAUUCUUGUCCACUUUUUAAUGUGACUUCCGAAAAGUCUUGAGCAUCAUGAGUGUGUUCCCUCAGUUCUCUGGUAAAAAGCAUACAAGCAUCUGAAACAAAUGUCACCUGUCGGCAGUUUGAGUGGGGGGAAGUUUGCCUGCAAUUAGCUGAAUUUCUUCUUCAAGUUGAUGUGUGUAAAAAUUGAAUUUCACAAGCAGCACUGACUUUAAAGGAAAUAAAACUGUCUCUGAUCUA
Messenger RNA from Epinephelus lanceolatus (giant grouper), 1416 nucleotides. RefSeq names its product ribosome production factor 2 homolog (gene rpf2). NCBI's taxonomy places the organism in Eukaryota, Metazoa, Chordata, Actinopteri, Perciformes, Serranidae. Gene Ontology annotation, biological process: maturation of LSU-rRNA from tricistronic rRNA transcript (SSU-rRNA, 5.8S rRNA, LSU-rRNA); ribosomal large subunit assembly. Gene Ontology annotation, cellular component: nucleolus. Gene Ontology annotation, molecular function: rRNA binding. The record is from RefSeq and is a predicted model, not a curated record.